AUGUCAACGUCAAAACAUCAGAUUUGCUUUUCUUCCAAAAAAUGCGACACACAUAACGCAACCACUAGAUGUCGCAUAUUUGGACCUAUGAAAAGACAUUGGCGUGAAAUUUUAACAGAUUAUAAAACAACAUACAGCAAUGUAAGCACAAUUAACAAAUGCUACUUUCCACAAUUACUGAAAGAACUUAUGGCAAGAAUUGACAUAAAUAAAGAAAAUAAUUCGCGUAAAGGCUUUGAAGCAUCUGGAAUAUUUCCUUUUAAUCCCUCAAGAGUGACAGUAAAAAUACCAACAGUACAAAACCAAGAAAGUCGUCAGUUUGAUGCCAGUCUCCUAGAGUUCUUACAGCGAAACCGAAGAUCACAACCAAUCAAAACUGGACAAAACCGAAAACUUACAGUCAUACCUGGCAAAUCUAUAUCAACAGAAGAAGCAGAAGAGCUAACAACCAAAGCUAAAAAUUUGAAAAAUGAUACAAAAAUAACUAAACAAAUAGAAAAUAGAGACUCAAAUUUGCCAGGACCAUCGAACAUCACAACUAUGAAGAAGGAAAAAGUGAAGCAUACUAAAACUGAAAGCUCAGGAUUAAAAAGAAUUAUGCCAUCAAGACAGCUUUGCAUAGGUGCCUUAAAUAUUUACUUGCAGCCUUUAGCAGCAGAUUUGAAUGAAUUCGUGCCUGUACAGUAUCUGAUAAUUUUACCAAAGAAAUCCAAAUUGAAUACUCCAUUUUACGGAGAUGCGCCGAAAUGUUUGCAGAAGAUAAUUACUGAUCUGCCUAAGAAUAACCCUGAACCAUGUCAAAACUCUCCGAACAAGAAAACCCCAAAAAUAAUUAUUACGUCUAAUAUAGUUAUAAAAGAAGCUUCACCUGAAAAAAGAAUCGUGUUAAGAGAUAUAGAUACACAAAUAAAUGAAAGAAAAAGAAAACAAACCAGUACUCCAAAAGGACAAUCGUCUAAAAUGAAAAGGAAAAAGAAACAUAUUAUCUGCAAUAGCGAUUCAAGUCUGUCCUCAAAUAUAUCAUUUCAUGCUGCAGACGACUCUGAUUACGGAAAUUUUGAUAAUUAUAUAGCGUCAUGUUUACAGGAACAAGAAGAA
Molecule: messenger RNA, 1098 nt
Organism: Brenthis ino (lesser marbled fritillary)
Lineage: Eukaryota; Metazoa; Arthropoda; Insecta; Lepidoptera; Nymphalidae
Source: the annotation of a GenBank genome assembly